Molecule: messenger RNA, 1344 nt
Organism: Punica granatum (pomegranate)
Lineage: Eukaryota; Viridiplantae; Streptophyta; Magnoliopsida; Myrtales; Lythraceae
Source: RefSeq, a predicted model, not a curated record
AGAAGAAAGAACACAGAAUCUUCCUGUGUUCCCCCGGCCUCAACGCGCCAAGGCGUCGCGCUCUCUCUCUCUCUUUCUGACCCGGCGUAGUUCUUUGAAAACUGAUUGAAACUUCAAACCAGUGACGUUCCUGUGGGCUGUGGCAAGCCAAUCUCUCUCUAUUGAUUGAUCGAUUCAUUCACCCUGUUCUCGCGAUUCCGUGGUGUUGAAUUUUGCUUGCCGAGCUCUACCAGGACAGCUAUCUUGUAGAGUUCUUCCACGAUGAACGACCUUCUGACGGAUUCCUUUGAGAUCCCUCGGGAUCAAGCUUCUGGAGUUGGAGAUAUUGAGAUGGGAUCGCAUGGUCCCUCAGGGUCUGGGGACCAUGGGAUGGAAAAUUUCUUGCACAAGGUUGAAGAUGUCAAUAAACAAAUCGAAAAGCUGAACAAGCUGCUCAAGAAACUCCAGGAUGCGCACGAAGAGUCGAAGACUGUAACCAAAGCUGCUUCCAUGAAAGUAAUCAAGCAGCGAAUGGAGAAAGAUGUUGAUGAAGUUGGACAGAUUGCUCGUUCAGUGAAGUCUAAGAUUGAAGAACUUGACAGAGAAAAUUUGUUAAGUAGGCAGAAGCCUGGGUGUGGUAAGGGAACUGCUUCAGAUCGAUCAAGAAUGGGGACAACUGCUGCUUUGAAGAAGAAAUUGAAAGACAAGAUGGCUGAGUUUCAGGUUUUGAGGGAAAAAAUCCAUCGAGAGUAUAGAGAAGUCAUAGAAAGACGUGUUUAUACAGUAACCGGAACAAGAGCCGAUGAAGAGACAAUUGACAGACUGAUAGACACUGGGGACAGUGAACAAAUAUUCCAGAAGGCAAUUCAGGAACAAGGGCGGGGCCAGAUUAUGGACACUGUUGCUGAAAUUCAAGAGCGCCAUGAUGCUGUGAGAGAACUAGAGAGGAAGCUUCUUGAUCUGCAGCAGGUGUUCCUGGAUAUGGCAGUUCUGGUUGAUGCCCAGGGGGAGAUGAUUGAUGACAUAGAAACCCAGAUCUCGAGUGCGGUUGACCACGUUCAAGGUGGGAAUGUAGCCCUUCAGAAGGCGAAGAAGCUGCAGAAGAACACGAGGAAGUGGACCUGCAUAGCUAUCAUUAUCCUCCUCAUCAUAGUCGCGGUUACCGUCUUAGGAGUCCUCAAGCCUUGGAAAAAGAGCUAGUGCUCGCCUUGACGACUCUUAGAAGUAUGAUAUGAGUAGCAUCUUCGGCCGAUAGAUAGUAUGCUUGCAGCAAUUUUUGUCCAUAAAUUUUGUUUCCACAUUCUGAACUUCGAUUUUCCUCCUUGAGAUUCAAUUGGGAAUGCAAACCCUUUUUUUUCUUCACCA